CUCACUCCAUCCCAGCAGAUGGCAGUAUUACAGAGGACAACUGUGACACUUCCGUGAACAAAGAGGACACCUCCAGCACGUCUCGUUUUAUAUCAACAAACUGUAAAACAUGUAGCAUCUCCCUGUCUAAUACAAGUCAGUGAGUCAUUACCGGAUUACCGCCAGUCAGAGAAUAAUGACCUACAUAACACCAAUGUUUUCUAGAAGAACAGUCGGACGGCUGCUCGGUGCAGCUUUCACCUCCUGCAGGUGUUUCCAUACUGAACUAGUAGGACAGGAAUCCAGCGCCCUUCCGAUAGUUCAUCACAGCAGCUAUGCGUGCGAGCUCCCAGCCAACCACAGGUUUCCUAUGGCCAAGUUCCCCCGGCUUCUCCACUUUCUGAUCAAGGAUCAAGUCAUUACAGAGAAACAGGUGUGGGUCCCCGAAAUUGCUUCUGAAGCUUUACUCAGCUGUGUGCACACUGAGGAAUACUUAAACAACUUGAUGAACGGGACGAUAAAUGAGCGAGAACAAAGGAGGACAGGUUUCCCCUGGAGUGAAGGCAUAGUGACACGCUGUCGAUAUGAAACAGGUGGGACUGUUUUAGCUGCUGAAGUAGCUCUGCAGAGGGGUCUGGCCUGCAGCACAGCAGGAGGAACACAUCAUGCCUUUCCAAGCUACGGCUCAGGCUUUUGUCUCCUCAAUGACUUAGCAGUUGCCGCCAAAUACCUGAUGGGCAUCUCCUCGCCCAAAAGGAAGGUUCUGAUUGUGGAUCUAGAUGUACAUCAGGGUGACGGCACUGCUUUCAUUUUCAAAGAGGAGCCGUGUGUGUUUACAUUCUCGGUGCAUUGUGGGAAAAACUUCCCCCUCCGUAAACAACAAAGUGACCUAGAUAUCAGCGUGGACGAUGGGCUGGAAGACAAGGAGUACCUCUCCACAGUGGAGGCCCACCUCCCCUGGCUGCUGGAGACCUUUGGUCCAGACCUGGUUCUGUAUGACGCAGGUGUCGACCCUCAUUGGGAAGAUGAACUCGGGCGGCUGCGUCUGACUGACCAAGGGCUGUAUCAGAGAGAUCUGUAUGUGAUGAAGACUGUGGUGAGCAGAGGGGUUCCUGUCGCUGCCGUUAUCGGAGGAGGAUACUCGAGAGACAUCGACAAACUGGCCCUCAGACACUCCAUCCUCCACAGAGCAGCAACUCAGGUUUGGAGGGAAGGUGGGAUGUAAAAUCUGAAUCAAGAGGACCCUCAGAGACUUGAUCUUUAGGAGCUUUAUAAAGAGGCCGUGGGUAUACAGGAAUAUCCCCCCCCUUCCCCCGAUGGAGUCUAGACACUAGUGGUGGUGCUGAAGGAAUAGCCUGAAGUUCUGGAUGGAUGUGAUGUUCUUUCGGACAAAUGGAACAUAUUGUUUGUAACACUUUGUAGAUAUGGUUUUCCUUUUGUGUGUUGCUACGCACUUAUUGUUUUAAU
Messenger RNA from Sander lucioperca (pikeperch), 1446 nucleotides. RefSeq names its product histone deacetylase 12 (gene hdac12). The record is from RefSeq and is a predicted model, not a curated record. Lineage: Eukaryota; Metazoa; Chordata; Actinopteri; Perciformes; Percidae. Gene Ontology annotation, molecular function: histone deacetylase activity. Bases 176 to 1204 code for a protein of 342 amino acids. The transcript has 8 exons.